AUGUUGAAUCCAUCAGCUUUACUAUCAACUUCAAUCGCACUACUCAUUCAUACCUCAGUAUUAGCAUCUACGCCAGUGUUACAGACAAGAGAAAUAGAAGCCGAAGAAUUUGAUUACAAUUGCCAAAACUUCAUAAUUUUAAGGAAAGAUGUAAAUUCACAUGUGAAAGAUGCCUGCACAGCAUUAAAAUUUUCACCAGAAUUCAAUACAUUUCCAGCCUACUUUGAAGAGUCUUAUUUAUUCCCUGCAUAUAAUGAUAGGGUGCUUUUUUCAUGGCCUGUGUAUUUGGGCACAAAGAGAUUUCAACCUGGAUCUACUGGUAAUUACCGGCUAGUGCUAACUCAUUUAUGCGAACUUGUCGGACUUGUCGUUGUUAAACCUUCCAAACUGAUCGCUGGUCAACGAACAGUAUCUCUGUGCCCUCAUGUAUCAAAAGCUGCAAGCCAGCCCGGCCCAAUUUCCGACUUCUCUGAGACCGAAGAUGAGCUGGAUAGAAUUCGCUGCGGUGAUCAGGUUAUGUUCACGAGAAAAUUUAUCAUAGAUGCUACGUACCAACUUUGCAGAAGAAAAGCGACUUUUAGAAAAUCGAAUUGGAAACCUGCGCCAAGGAGACUUUUUGGUUCCGACCAAUUUUGGAUCAGCCCACUACUCGCGAUGUGCAAGGUUUUUAAUAAAGGUUUACGUAGUGAUAUCUUUACCGUUGUUGAUGAAGAUUGCAAAUUAAAAGGAUUUCUUUACAGCAAGGGCGUCAACUUACAUCAUUGUACUGAAGCAAAAAUUACAAAAACCUACCAAUACGAUCCUGAUGACCACCUUGACCAUCAAGAAAUAGAUGACUAUGAGGGACACCCUCUAAAAAAGACUGAUACAUUUAGAUGCUACAACAUUUUACUGGGUAAUGAAAUGAUCAUUAAAAACCUCAAAGCAGCAAGCAAGAAAAGAAAAAAGAACGGCGCAUAUGAGAAUAAAAGUGAGGAUGAUGAGGAGGACGAGAUGGAGAAAGAUUUUCCGCAUCCCAAGCAAACAUUAGAAGGAGACAUAUGGUUGUGGCCACUAAGAUUUCCAGAGACAUCUAUACCAGGUGUUGGAAAGAGAAAACAUGAGGUAUAUUUUAUGCUAGGAUUAAAUUCAUCGAAUAAAUUAACUGGCGUUUACUUUUCUUUUACAAGAGUAAACAGAAAGCGUAAAUUUAAGCGAUGUUUAGGAAGACAUGAAACUAAGAAUGGGAGCCACAGAGAUGUAUCUUUGGGCCCUAAUCACAAUAGUCCUAUUGGGGGCUAA
This is a messenger RNA of Blumeria graminis f. sp. triticale, 1281 nucleotides long. The record is from the annotation of a GenBank genome assembly. NCBI's taxonomy places the organism in Eukaryota, Fungi, Ascomycota, Leotiomycetes, Helotiales, Erysiphaceae.